Molecule: messenger RNA, 2796 nt
Organism: Aaosphaeria arxii CBS 175.79
Lineage: Eukaryota; Fungi; Ascomycota; Dothideomycetes; Pleosporales
Exons: 3
Coding region: 157-2751 (864 amino acids)
Biological process (GO): regulation of transcription by RNA polymerase II; DNA-templated transcription
Cellular component (GO): chromatin
Molecular function (GO): DNA-binding transcription factor activity, RNA polymerase II-specific; zinc ion binding; RNA polymerase II cis-regulatory region sequence-specific DNA binding
Source: RefSeq, a predicted model, not a curated record
CAAUUUCCCAAAUAUCCUGUGUUGCCCUGUGUCGUGCCAGUCUCCAAUCUUUGUUGUAAUCCAUUUUUUUGGCGACCCCAAUGGGCUCAGAUGUCUUGUCGAGUUACUAGCCAUUUUUUCCAGCCGCCUGCCUGAGCUCUCCGGCUCCAAAAGGCAAUGGAGGCGAGUACGGCUACCGAGCACAUGCCGGCCCCCUCGGUGGGGAAGAAGGAGAAGGAGAAGAGGUUUCAGUGUCAACAUUGCCAACGCAUGUUUGCUCGCUUGGAGCACUUGCAACGCCAUGAACGAAUACAUAGCGGUGUCAAACCAUUCAGCUGUGCUGAGUGUAAUUAUUCGUUUACCAGAAGUGAUCUACUUGUGCGCCAUGAGCGAUUAACACACCAUAAAGAAAAUGGACAACAAAAGCCUGCCCAAACGCCAACGGCCGACGAAGGUCAAACCAGAGAGAGUCGGCCUAGUAAGCGUUUGCGAUCAAGUUUUGACGCUGGGAGGCCUGUCCCACAGCUCCCUAGUAUGAUGCCGACACCAGCUGCUGCCAAUGUAGAGGUGCAGCAUGAACAUCGUCUGCACCCUCCUCUCCCACCUGUAAACCUAACUCCAAACAAUGAUCAUGAAGAGUUUUCCCUAGCCGCACUUUCGAUGGCUGCCGAGUAUCAGGCUUUGCAUGGGGCAUUGAUCGGCAAUGGGUCUUCUAACCACGAAGUGUCUGGUCCUAUGCCAAUGCAGGAUGAGCAUAUAGCAAGGACCAUCGAACAACCAAUGACAACGGCAACGCCAAUGGACGUUCAUGGCCCUAGCUUGGGCGAUUCUCUGGAUAGCCUCGCUGCUUUUCUUGAUAAUGAAUCGCUUUCAACAUUUCACUAUGCAGGACUGAUUAACACCGAACAGCCAAUGCCGUUCUUCUCGCCGGAAUCCUUCAACUACGGACAAGACCUGAUAUCUACUAACACCACUCUUGCACCAUCCGGUCGUGUUAAUGGAUCAAAUCAACAUGAAGAGACGACCACAUUUUCUCGUUUUGGAUCGCGAUUACCAUCGUUACAACCAGACGAUCAGAAUCAAACAACAGAACAACAGAGAAGGCUUCUUUCGGAUGUUUCCAUCGCGGACCGGCAAAUGAUUGCGGACAAACUUGAAGAGUUUGCGUCUGUUCUUCCUCAUGACUUUCGGCUACCUACUCGAUUGGCCCUUUGCCGCUAUCUCAGUGCCUACAUUUCCGGCUUCCAUGAACACAUGCCUUUUCUACACUUCCCCACAAUGACCAUAGAGAACUGCUCGAUCGAAUUGAUUCUUGCCUUGGCUGCCGUCGGAGCGCAGUACACAUUUGAAGGGGAACGUGCCGUGGAAAUCUUCCAUGCUAGCCGCGCAAUCGCCACCCAUCGGAUACGACGAAGAGAUGCCCGUUUGGUACAGAUACAUCGUCGCGCAGAAUCCGAUCGCUCUUCAUCUCAAGAUCUGGACGGAACAUCAGCUUCCCGCACACCUCCUCGCUUGGGGUCAAUAUCCGGGCCUCUUGGAUUGCCAUCUCAUUCCGAUCUGCUUUCAGUUGACGAGGAAGACUUGAUGCAAACCGCGCAAGCUUUGCUGUUGUUGAUGGCGCUCUGUACCUGGGCUAAACACAAAGAGAUCCUUCGCGAGGCCCUGGCUAUACAAAGUAUUCUCGCUACCCUGAUUCGAGACGACGGUCUUCAAAACGAGCCUUUGCGAGAGAAGCUUUCAUGGGAAGACUGGGUCCGACGAGAGACCGUGAAGCGUACAAAAUUCAUUGUAUACGGCUUUUCGAACCUGCAUUGCAUCGUAUACAACAUCCCCCCAUUCAUCUUGACAUCCGAGAUAAAACUCACCCUGCCUUGCAGUGCUUCUGAGUUCAAAGCUCCCAACGAAAAGCUCUGGAGAGAGGCGAGAAAAGACAGAUUCCAGGAAAUACACUUCCAAGAAGCGUUGCAGAGGCUGUUCUCGAAGAGCGGCCGGGACAUCACUGAAUGGAAUUCAAGUGCAGGGAACUAUGCUUUAAUCCACGCCAUCAUCCAGCACAUAUUCUUCGCGCGCCAGGUCGCGAGAGGUCGAUUUGACAACUCGGCUGAUCUCAGCAAAGACGACGUGGUUUCGCUUGAGAACGCUCUGAGGAACUGGCAGAUCGGCUGGACGCGAAACCCAGAGUCGUCGCUUGAUCCCAUGAGCCAGAACGGGCCGGUGGCAUUCAAUUCGACUGCGUUGCUGCGACUGGCUUACAUUCGCUUGUACGUUGACACAGCGGGGCGGGCACUGGAAACUCGCGAUCCGGUACUCAUUGCCAAUGCUCUCCGCCAGGGGUCCGCAGUUCGCCGAACAACAAAAAUCACGCGAGCUGUUCUUCACUCAGCGCACGCGCUCAGUAUUCCCAUCAAAAUCGGAUACAGACUCGUCGCGAAGACGCAAUUUUUCAUAUGGUCUAUCCAACAUUCUCUGUGCACCCUGGAAUGCGCGUCAUUAUUGAGCAAGUGGCUGGAAGCCCUAUCCUUCCCCAACCCCGACCCACCUAUAUCCGAGGACGAGCGCAGGAUAGCCGCUAUUGUGAGGGGCAUGCUCGACGAAACGGAGUUUGCCUUACCGGCCAACAUCACGGAGGAUUCUCCGGGAUACACGAAGCACCUGAGUGCUGGAGUGCUCAGGGUGUGGGCAACAAUCUUCAGAGGUGCACAGACAUGGGCCAUUGUCGAUGUAAUCGGAAAUGCUCUUAACCUAUAUGCGGAUAUGGUCGAAGCUGAAUGAGCCUGAUGGAUAGGGAAUUCGAUCCGUGCAGGUACCUGGAGUUGG